This is a messenger RNA of Tachysurus fulvidraco (yellow catfish), 12065 nucleotides long. RefSeq names its product ash1 (absent, small, or homeotic)-like (Drosophila) (gene ash1l). Gene Ontology annotation, molecular function: DNA binding; histone methyltransferase activity; protein binding. The record is from RefSeq and is a predicted model, not a curated record. The coding region runs from base 580 to 9378 and encodes 2932 amino acids. NCBI's taxonomy places the organism in Eukaryota, Metazoa, Chordata, Actinopteri, Siluriformes, Bagridae. The transcript has 27 exons. Gene Ontology annotation, cellular component: nucleus.
UCCCCUCACUGGGAGAAUGCCCGUGUUGUACUGACAGAAACGUUACGGGCGCAUCAGACAUGGAGGCCCGAUUAACGGGCAGAAGCCCAUUCACACGCCUUUAAAAACACGACCCUUCUCCGGUCCCUGGACAGCGGAAGCCUGGGGACAUUUCGGAACGUUACGGCAGUUUACAGAAGGAACCAUGUUGGAACUGAUGAAGGGAAGAUUUGGAUCCUAAAUGAUGUGAAAGCUCGUUUUGGCCUCUAAAUAAACCACGGUCAGAGACUAGUCUUCAGGCUUGGCAGUGUUCAUAGAGAAACAAUGGUUUCACACGUGCAUCGUCUGUUGGAGCAUCUCUCUGCUUUGUGACUACAUCUGAACAAUACGUCCAAAGAAAUCUUCUGCUUCGUGAACGUCAGUAGAAAGCAGGAAGUUUGAAGGUGACGAGGGCUGGCAGCCAGGAAAGGACGCCAUUGCUUCAAACCAACAACUCUUAUUAUAUCCCAUCUGCCACCUCCAGCUGGAUUCUGCAGCCCCCGGGAUUGUACUUCUUGCGAGCACAUACUGCUCAGCCCUUCCCUGUUUCUCAUAUCAUCAAUGGAUCAGAGGACACAAGGAGGGCCCACCACACCACCUCCUCUCCCUGCAAAUGCCUUACAAGUCGAGUGCGAGAAGGACGGAGGAGGUGGGAAGAAAGACGAUGAAGAUGAAAAAAAGAAGCGGGAGAAGGAAAGAGAUUCGGUGCCGGCUGCGUCCUGCAACUCGGCGAGUGCUGGCGACCAACAGCAGCAGCAGUCUCCACAGUUCUCAGUCAAAGAGACCAGCUACUCAGAGGGCAACGUCAAACUUAAGAUAGGCCUCCAGGCCAAACGAAUGAAGAAGCCCCCUAAAAUCCUUGAGAACUACGUCUGUCGGCCAGCAUUCAGAGCAACGGUUAGACACGGCAGCCGAGGUGGAGGACGAGGCAAUCGUCGUGUGGGACCUUCUGAUGACAGUGGAAACGCCCUGAGUUUGCAGAAAGAUGCCGAAAAGGACCCCACUGGUAACCCAGGAGUGCCUCUGUCGUCAGGUGUUUUAUCCAAUAAUGCAUCUGCAACUUCUCUUCCUACUUCUUCUUCCACCAGCCCUGAAACUCCUGUGAAUGGGAAUGCCCCAUCUAAAAGAGGUCCUCCAAAGCUGGCUUGCAAGUCUGAAGGAAAGACAGAUGUGAAAUCCAUUGCUUCUUCAGAAAAAUCCAUUAACAGUCACUGCCCUGUAUUAGACAGCAAAUCACACUCCUUUGGAAAAAAGAGCCUUGUACCCCAAAACAACUCACCAACCCCUUCACUACUAACUCCUUCCCCCAGUUCAUCUCCACAUGAACCCAAAAUUGACGGAAUCACAAAACCACCUCAGUAUACUUACUCCUCAGAUAGCCAGAGGGAACAAGAAAGAGGAGCACCAAAUUGGGGUACUCCUACAGUCACUGAGAAACUUGCGCAGCUUAUAGCCACCUGCCCACCUACUAAGUGUCCUAAGCCCAAAGCCCGAAAAGUAACUCCAGCUCCAGCACACAGCAGCUCUCCACCCCUGAUCUCAAAUUUGCAGCGGCCUGAGCGGGCUAUGGCCAACAGGAACACGUAUUCCAGAGUAGCACAUCUUGCCCCUGCUCCACCUGUUUCACGGCCCCCAGGUCGUCCAUAUGGCUCCCGAAACAAAGACAGUAUCCUGGAGAAGUUAUCUGGCAUGCCAAGAAAAGAGGAACCAAGUGGACUUUCAAAAGAGAUUACAGGUAGCAACGGUAACUGCAGCAACCACAUUUCUGCGGCAUCAUAUAUCAACAGUUGUUUAACAACCCAUAACGAUGGCAUUGACGAUGAUAAUAGCAAUGGAAUAAAAUCAGUGUCUCGUCUUGGACCACAUUCAUCCACACCACCUCUUUUCUCCUCUUCCAUAGAGAGAAUAGGGAGUGGUAUCUGCCACCAGGUGAUGCCUGCGUCACUUGGGUCAAGGAUCACUGCAAGCCCCUCACAAACAGAGGAACCCAUCGAUGGAGAGAAAGAGUGGGACAAGGACAUUUUCAAUGUCAGAGAAAUGAGUAAAGGCCCCUCCCCAGCAGUGUUAGGGAAGCAAGACACUAAAGAAAAGGGGCCCUUCUCUGUAUUUCGAGGGGAGAGGGGGAAGAGCUUAAGUCCAGCUAAACGAAGUCCUGCACAAGAAAGUCAUGCUUAUGGAGAACUAAGUCCUGCAGAGUCCACAAAACACACUUCUUCUCCUUCUUUUCCUACCGGUACUAGUAGCAGCUUCUCACAACUUUGUGAUGACCAUGACCCUGCAUCACCUGGAUCACCAGCAGAACAGGAGUCUAAGCCUCUUAAAAAGCGGCGGGGUCGAAGACCUCGCUGGACUAAAGUAGUCAGUCGCGCACACAGAGCGAUAGAUGAUGUUUCUCCUUGUCAAACCAAAUCCACCACACUGCCUACCGACCCUACAUCCUCCCAACCCAUACGUCGGCCUGUGGGAAGGCCACCCAAUGCUAAUCGUAUGCUUCCUGUCUCAGAGCUCUAUUUGCCACCACCCAAGAAAAGGGGCCGGCCUAAGUCAAAAAUGCCAACAUUGGAUGCACCUACACGUGGUCGUUUGCCUCCCAAAGUGACUCCACCGAAAGUAUACUUAAUGUCCAAAGAGGAGCAGGAUCCCCCUGUAUUGCACCCAGAGGUGGACCUGAAUCCUCCUAAACCCAUGCCACGAAAGAGAGGAAGACCAAAACGCUUACCUCCAACACUACCACAGGAGACGCAGCCUCCAACACUUGCUCCGGAGCCAGGGGAUACUGUGGCAGGCGACAAGGGCUUUCACAACAAAGGCAAUGGGCAGCUUAUAAUGAAAACGAUUAUAGGCAAGAUCAACAAGAUGAAGACUGUAAAGCGGAAGCGGUUUCUCAGCCAGAUCCUGUUAGGGUCAGGAUCAGCAACUGAGCCAGAGGUCACUAAAAGUACAGGCAUGGCAGGGACCGCAGCUUCUGCUUCUCAAUCUCUCUCAACUCUUGCUGCAACCUUUGGUGGCAAACUUGGACCUCAAAUCAAUGUAAGUAAAAAAGGGACAAUAUACAUGGGUAAAAGAAGGGGUCGCAAGCCAAAAGCACCAGCCAACAAUUCACCAGGUGCCCCUACACCACCACCUGAACCUUUUUUGACACCAAACACUUCUUCCCCACACCAUUCACAUCAGUCUUUGGCUUCACAAAACCAGCACAACCAGAUUCCUCCCUCUGACAUUUUCCCCUCCCCUUCACUUUCCCAGUCUAGUGGUGGACAAAGCCCCAUCAGUGAUGCUAGUUUUGUGGAGCCUGGGUCAGUCCACUCACAUUGUAGCCAUCACUCAUUUCCCUUUACCCCACCAACUCUUUCAGCACCCUCCCCACGUUCUUUGGGAGGUUCCACGUCUUCACACUGCUCUCAGAAGAAGCCUUCUUGCAGAGGUCACCACCAUCAUCACCACCACCACUACAGACCGCUUUAUCAUUGUCGCAAGCUCUCACCUCCCAGGCCAAUACUUCCUACAUCCCCUGCUCCUCUUAGUGAGCUUAAAGAGGCUACACCUUCCCCAGUGAGUGAGUCUCACAGUGAGGAGACUGUGCCCAGUGACAGUGGCAUAGGAACAGACAACAACAGUACAUCUGAUCGUGGGGAGAAGGCUGGGAGUGCUAGUGGGUUAGCUGGGUUAGGUGUCUCACAGAGUAUGACCAAUGGACUACUAAUGCCUGGAAUUAUGGGGUCUUCAGUGGGUAUUGGGCUAGGGCAUAACCUCAGAGGCAGCAGGAGACAUUCAUCUACUGUACUACUUGAUUGUUCUUCCCCCACGCCAUCCCCACUUGGGGAAAGGUCAUCAGCGGAUCCACGGCGACCACACCCAUUGGCUUCUGCUUCAGCACUAGUGGGCCACAAAGAAAAACAUAAGCAUAAGUGCAAACGGCGUGGCCAUGGAUGCCCAGGCUAUGAUAAGUUGAAAAGGCAGAAACGCAAACGCAAGAAGAAGUACCUGCAGCUACGUUCACGGAGACAGGAUCCUGAUUUCCUGGCUGAGCUUGAUGAGAUUUGUGUGCGGCUUUGUGGAAUACGAAUUUCCCACCGGACACCAACUCUUCGUCUGGGCAGCAGUCUGGGUCUUGGUACAGGAACAGCUGGCACAAGUCAUGGGGCUGGUUUGGCUGGUACCAGAGCAGGCAGUAGCAUUGGCACUAACCCCACACCUCAUCAUUACCUUCAUAGAGACCUUUUACCAACAAUUUUUAGGAUCAACUUUAGUGGGUACUACUCGCCCCACCCAGCCUACCCAUGUGAUCCCCUGCACUAUGUCCGUAAGCCUGAUCUCAAGAAAAAGCGUGGGAGGCCCCCAAAACUUCGAGAGUCAAUGUCAGAGGUGCCUUUUGUCCCCGGGCUAGGGUUUCCCCUUACCAGUGGAGGGUUUUAUCACCCUUCUUAUGGUGUUCCGUACUCCUCAGCCCCUCUUGGACUUGGUUAUUAUCGGGGCUAUCCCCCAGCCAGUGCACUGUACCCUCAUCCUCACCACCAGGCUACACAUUCUGCCCCAUCUCACCAUGGUCACCAUAGUCCUUCCUUCCCUCCACCUCCUCCUCCUUCAUAUGUUCAUCAUCAUCAUCACCCUCCACAUCUGCUUCUCAACCCUUCUAAGUUCCACAAGAAAAAACAUAAGCUUCUACGACAAGAAUAUCUCAGUGGGGGACGUUCAGCAGUGCUGUACCCUCCUAUGUCUUCUGAACUGUCAUUUAGCUGGCACCAUAAACACAAGCACAGACAUAAACAUCGUGACCGCUGUGGAGAGGAAGAGGGAGAUGAUGGUGGAGGGGGUGGUGGUGGUGGUGGAGGAGGAGGAGGAGGGAGAAAUGUAGGUGAAGGCAUGGUAGCUGGAAGAGGGGAGCGGGGGAGAAGAGGUGGAAGCAUGGAAUCACUCAAGCAUUGUGGAUAUGGUCCAGAUGGCUCAGCUGAAUCCAAUGCUGGCAAGCAGGCAGCUGCCACCUCUGGCAACUCCCCUUCCUCCUCCUCAUCAUCUUCAGCAGAAAGGUACAAGCAGAAAGAAGCCUCUAUGUCUUGUCUGGUCCCUUCAAGACUAUCUUUGGGCCAAGGGAGUCGGGGGCACCAUGCUGCAGACUCUUGGUUUAGGAUUGGCAGCUAUGAUGUUGAUUACUCCAAACUCUCCCAUAAUCAGACUCUUGGGCAGGGGCCGUUCUCAGAUGGCCAUGUGCAUAACUCUGUGGGUUGCUCAGACAGUGAGGAUGAAGAUCACAAUUCUCCAAAUGAGGAACAGGAAUCAGGCUCCCACCACACCAACCUUUUUGCUUCAGCCCUUACUCGGACUUCUCUUAGAUGUAAUCAAGGCAGGAAAGCUGGGAGUUCAGAGGGCUCAAGUCUGACACGUUUGGACAAAUCACUGAGGAAAGAUCUGUCCACAUCUGCUGAAAGGAGAGAAUCAGGAGCCUGUGGUAUACAGACACGAUACAGUCAGUUUAGCACACCUGAUUUUUCGGAGGUUCCUCCCCAUCGACAUCAUCACCAUACGCCUCUGUCUGUCUCCCACUCGUCCUCCUGUGUCUCUGCCUGUGGCAUGGAGCAGCCAGGGGGAAGUCCAUCUGCACGCUCUUUACAGCCUGCAUGCUGCUUGGACUCCACCCCCUCUCGUCCUUGCCAACGUUCAGCCCCACCUCCUCCCAAAAACACCUUGCAUCAUGUCAACAAAAUCCUCCGGGCCAAGAAGCUACAGAGGCAGGCGCGCACAGGAAAUAACAUGGUUAAGAAAAGGGGACCAGGGCGGCCUCGCAAGAAUCCUUUACCCUCGUUGUCAUCAUUGCCUCCAAUGUCACCUCCACCACCAGAGCCUGAACCAGAGAAGCAUAGUAAGGAAUGGGAGGAAGACACUGUUACAGAUGCUAUCGAGUCUGUUAUACAGAGGCAAAAACGAAAGGGCCGAAAGAGGAAGCGCUGGGAUAGGGACAGGGAUGAAAAUGGAGAGGAUGAGGAUGAGACAGUGCAUGAGAGAGAGGAAGAAGAAGAGGAGGAGGAGGAGGAGGAAGCAAGGCCAGAGGCUAGAGAGGAGGAGCCGGUGACACAGGGACAUCCGACAGGAGGGAAAGGAUGGAUGGCACAUGAGGAGAUACAAAGCUUUCCAAGUGCUGUGGAAGGAAAAUCUGAUGGCCACUCCUCCCCUGAACGCACAGGUCCAGCCCCUGUGGUACAAGCUCCACCCACAUCAGUGACGACCCAAAGGGAGAAAAAAGCUGCUAGGCCACCCAAGAAAAAAUUUCAGAAGGCUGGCCUUUAUUCUGAUGUGUACAAGUCAGAUGAUCCUCGUGGUCAGCUGUUACAGCUAAAAAAAGAAAAGUUGGAGUAUAUUCCGGGUGAACAUGAGUAUGGCCUGCUCCCUGCACCCAUUCAUGUUGGGAAGUACUUGAGACAGAAGCGCAUAGACUUCCAAUUGCCUUAUGACAUCUUGUGGCUUUGGAAACACGACCAGCUGCAUAAGAGACCAGAUGUCCCUCUCUACAAGAAAAUAAGAUCCAAUGUAUAUGUUGACGUAAAGCCACUGUCAGGCUACGAAGCCACUACCUGUAACUGCAGGUUUCCUGAGGACUUCAGUGCAAAGGGCUGCAUGGAUGAAUGCCUAAACAGGAUGAUGUUUGCUGAGUGCUCCUCUAGCACUUGUCCAUGUGGAGACCAAUGCGAUAAUCAGCGAAUCCAGAGGCACGAGUGGGUUCAGUGUCUGGAGCGUUUCAGGACAGAAGGAAAGGGCUGGGGCAUUCGCAUUAAAGAGCCACUACGUGCUGGCCAGUUCAUCAUUGAAUACCUUGGAGAGGUGGUCAGCGAGCAGGAGUUCAGGAGUCGAAUGAUGGAGCAGUAUUUCUCACACAGCGGUCAGUACUGUCUAAAUCUGGAUAGCGGUAUGGUGAUUGACAGCUACCGCAUGGGAAAUGAGGCGCGCUUCAUCAACCACAGCUGUGAGCCCAACUGUGAGAUGCAGAAAUGGUCAGUGAAUGGGGUGUACAGGAUUGGACUGUUUGCUCUGAAAGACAUGGACAGUGGGACAGAGCUCACUUACGACUACAAUUUUCACUCCUUCAACACUGAAGAACAGCAAGUGUGUAAGUGUGGCUCUGAAUGCUGCCGGGGCAUCAUCGGUGGAAAGAGUCAAAGAAUCAACGGCCUUCCGGGUAAAGCGGGAGGAUCCGGAGGCGGAGCACGAAGGCUUGGGAGGCUGAAGGAGAAGCGCAAAUCAAAGCACCACCUUAAAAAACGGGUAAGAGGAUUUAAAACCAAACAUUCACGUAUCAACGCUGGACUCCUUGUAAUAACACGCAUCUGUUUUUGUCCCCAGGAGGAGGAGUCCAGCGAUGGCAGCAAGUUUUUCCAGCACCUUCUGAUGAAGCCAAUGUCUAACAGAGAGAGGAACUUUGUCCUGAAGCACCGAGUAUUUCUGCUGCGCAACUGGGAGAAGAUGAGGGACAAACGUGAGCUGUCCAAGAGGGAGGGAGAGAGGGAUCGAGAGAAGGAGAGCAGCCUAUCGCAGUAUGCCCGGUGGGGAGGUGUCAUUCGUGAUGAUGGCAAUAUCAAAUCAGACGUGUUCCUAACACAGUUCUCAGCAUUACAGACCUCUCGUUCAGUGCGCACGCGCAGACUCGCCGCUGCUGAGGAAAACACCGAAGUGACCCGCACGGCUCGUCUCGCACACAUCUUCAAAGAGAUCUGUGACAUGAUCACCAGCUACAAGGAUUCCUCGGGCCAAACUCUUGCAGCUCCCCUGCUUAAUUUACCAUCUAAAAAGAGGAACAUGCAGUACUAUGAGAAGGUGUCAGAUCCUCUGGACCUCAGUACCAUAGAAAAGCAGAUCCUCACUGGACAUUACAAGACAGUUGAGGCCUUUGACACAGACAUGCUCAAGGUGUUCCGCAAUGCAGAGAAAUACUACGGCCGGAAGUCUACAGUGGGCCGGGACGUGUGCCGGCUGCGUAAGGCGUACUACGGUGCACGACACGAGGCCGCGGUGCAGAUCGAUGAGAUCGUUGGUGAGACGGUUAGUGAGGCAGACAGCUCCGAUUCAAUGGACCGUGACCAUGCUCAUCAUGUCAACAAAGAUGAUGACAUCAUCCGCUGCAUCUGUGGCAUGUACAAGGACGAGGGGCUGAUGAUCCAGUGCGAGAAAUGCAUGGUCUGGCAGCACUGUGACUGCAUGCGUUUGGAGGCUGAGGUAGAGCAUUAUCUUUGUGAGCAGUGUGACCCUCGCCCAGUGGACAGAGAGGUCCCAAUGGUGCCCCAGCCCAGUUACGCACAGUCCGGUUCCAUCUACUAUAUCUGCCUUCUUCGGGAUGAGCUGCUGCUACACCAGGGCGACUGUGUGUACCUAAUGAGAGACAGCAGGCGUACUCCGGAGGGCCAGCCGCUGCGCCAGUCGUAUCGCCUCUUGUCCCAUGUCAACAGAGACAAACUGGAUAUCUUCCGCAUUGAGAAACUUUGGAAAAAUGAAAAGGGAGAGCGGUUUGCUUUUGGUCAUCACUAUUUCCGACCUCACGAGACCCACCACUCGCCCUCGCGCCGCUUCUACCACAACGAGCUGUUUCGAGUGCCGCUCUAUGAGAUCAUCCCUCUGGAAGCAGUGGUGGGAACGUGCUGCGUCCUGGACCUUUACACAUACUGCAAGGGUCGACCCAAAGGUGUGAAGGAGCAGGACGUGUACAUCUGCGACUACCGGUUGGACAAAUCUGCGCACCUUUUUUACAAAAUCCACCGCAACCGUUACCCAGUGUGCACCAAGUCCUACGCCUUCAACCACUUUCCCAAGAGACUUGCACCCAAAAGGGAUUUCUCACCUCACCAUGUUCCUGAUAGCUACAAGAGGAAUGGCGGUCGUUCGGCCUGGAAGAACGAUCGUUCCAAAGGGGGCGUGGCUUGUGACGAAGAGCCAGCCCCUGGAGGGUCAUGUGACCAGCUGUCCUUCACAAGAGAUCCAGAAGGAGGAGUAGGAGGGCAUGCAGUCUGUAACCAUGAGGAGUCUUCCACUACACUGUCCAUUCUAGGGCCACCACAGGAGCAGAGGAGGGCUGGCGAAGAUGAAGACGAGGAGGAGGAUGAAGAGUUAGGAGAGGAGGAAGAGAGGAGGGAGGUUGAGGAAAGUUCCGUGGAGAAAGGAGGAGCUGAGGUGUCCUCGCUCUCGCAUUCACCGCUGCAUCUGUCCGUUUUGGGUCGGAGGAAAGCACAGAGGGAACGACUCAACAAGAUCCUCUUAGACCUCCUGCAUCGGACCCCCAGCAAAAAUGUUAUAGAUGUCACCUAUCUUCUGGAGGAGGGCCCCGGCCGCCGCCUGCGCAGACGCACGCUCGGGCUGAGCGACUUUGUGACCCGGAAGUAACGUCAUCACUGUAGGUGACGAGCAGGCAGCAAAAAAAAAUCAAAUAGAUAAGACAAAGAACAAUAUGCAGGAACAGCAAACGAGGGAUGAAGGUAUGAGAAAGGAGAGACACUUGAGGCUCGAAGGCUCUCCGUUCCAAAACACAAAACAUCUGUCCUCCAUUUUGCUCUAUUUUUCCUAAAUGAAUUAGAGAGUUUCGUGUAUGUGCACAGGACACGAGGACUUAUUAUUUUUUUGUUUUUGUUUUUGCCAGCAAUGCAAGAAUUAUUACUUUGAAACAUUUAAACAGAAAAAAAGUAUGUUGCAAUGACACAUGAACAUAGGAGUACGUACUAUUUAAACCUAUCGCUUAUGAACUGUCACGUAACGGGAUUUCCCGUUUCUAUGACAACAGAGGUCAAUGUUUUUUUUUCUCAAGGUGGUACUACAGACAGAAAGAAUGAGGCCUCUGAGAACAGACUGGGGGAGUUUGGUCAUGCAGUUGGAUAGAAGAAGAAGAAGAAGAGCACGUCUUGGUGAAUAGAAACCCAUAUUUACUGAGAAGUGUGAGGAGGCGCAGCAUAGGAGGCGCAGUGUAGCGCACAUACACUGCCUUGUUGACUGAGAGAGGAGAAGAAGAGAAGAGGAGGAAGAAAGCAAGCGGAGAAAGAGCUAACUGCACUUUUUUCUAACACGGACGUCAUUCGCUCUCGGAGGUGUACACUAACACUCGUCACAGUACUGGAAAGAUACUGUGCAGCAAAAAAAAAAAAGAAACGCAAAACAUAAUUAAAUACAUUAUUGUUUUUUGUUUGUUUGUUGUUCUGUCAUACUGUAAUUAUAUUAGCAUUGGCAAGGGCAGGAUGGAUGGGAAGGGUUUCUUAUUUUGUAAACCUGGAAUAUUGUCAUGUUGGGGCAAGGAGGCAGGGGGAGCUUGCUAUAUUGUGGGUAUUUGGGGUUUUUUUUUUAAAGAAAAAGAAAAGCUCUGAGAUUUUUGUCUGUGAAGUAGUUUGCCCUGUUUUUGAGUGUUCGAUGUACCGGCUCAACAAGAUGUUUAACCACGUGUGAGAGCGUGUGCGCGAAUGUGAGUGAGAGAGCGUGUGCAAGUGAGAGAGUGUGUGCAAGAGCGUGCGAGUGAGUGAGGGCGUGUCAGCGUGUGCGAGUGAGUGAGGGUGCAUCAGCGUGUGAGUGUGUGCAUGAGUGAGGGAACGUCAGCAUGUGCGAGUGAGUGUGCGUGCAAGCUGCCAUGAAUGUAUGUAGCCUGUCAGGAGAAAAUAACUUUUAGGAAAAAUUAAAAUAGCUUUUGAUUGGCAAUUGAUAUAAUGGACAAAUUAACACAUCAAGUGAGAAUUGGUUGGGAGACAGGAGGGGCUUCUGGUGUUCAUUGUCUGGUUUGUUUUUAUCCUAUCUUGGGUUUUUAGAUUGGAAAAAGACUAUUACUUUUUUUUUGUUUUGUUUUGGGUUUUUUUUUGUCUUUUUUUUUCUUCCUUGUUUUUCUUUUCUUUAUCUAUUUUAUCAUUUGGGCCCCAAGCAAAUGUGGGUUGUUUUAGAUAAACUGACAGAAACGACAGAAAGAGAAGGGGUGGGUGGGAUAACUGACAAGAGAGUAGGAAGAUGUAUAUGAUGUGCCAAGCUAUGUAUAUAUAUGCAGACGGGAAUAUGUGAGAGACAUCUCCAAAAAGCAAUAUCUUGAUAAUGGAUUUUUUUUUGUGUAUUGUAUUGUACAGGACUCAACCCUAUAUGUAUUAUUAUUAAUUAUUAUUAAUUAUUAUUAUUAUUAUUACUGCGUUUUUAUUGGCAUAUUUGUUCAUUUAAGCUUCGGGGCUUGAGGAGGAUGUGGGCCGAACGUUAAAACCCAACAACGGAGGAAAGAGAAGCAACUUAUCCAAAUUUUUUUGACGACAUAGGAGGCAGGUGAAACGGACUCGCUGACCCCAGACCUGACAACUGUCAUUGUAAUUAUUAAUUUUAAUGCUAUUAUAAUUAUUAUUACUUUUUAAAGGGGAGGGAAAAAGUACUCCUCUUACUUUUGCUGCAAAGUGUUGAACACUAAAAAAACAAACCAACAUAAAAAUGCUAUUUUGGAAAAUGGCAGAAACAAAACUUAAAAAAAAAAAAAAAAAAAAAAAAAAUAAUCUAUCAGCUGACUAUCAUGUUCUUAAUCUUUUUCUUUUCCCCCAUCAAGAUUUGGGGGGGAAAAUAAACAGCUCCUUUUUUUCUUUCUUUUUUUUUUUCUUUUCUUUUUUGUGAUAAAGGUCAUAAUUCUGAUGCUCGUAUUUCUUGUAUUUGUGUGUUUUUGUGUGAUUUGUUUAGUUAUUUUAGACAAUCACAAAAAUAACAUGCAAGCAUUGUAUAUGGACAGACUGACAGACAUUUUGUGUUGUGUACAGUUUGUCGCAACUUUUUCCACUCUGGUUAAAAGUUUGUAAUUAUGAUUCUAAAGUCAUGAAAAUGCUGUUGGUUUUUACUUUUUUGUUUUAUAUUCUAUUUGUUUUUAUUAUUUUUUGUUUGUUUUUGUUUGUUUGUUUUUUAAUAAAAAGCACUACAUUGUUGUGAAUAUACCUGCCUGUUGCUCUUACAUUUAGCCAAGUGAUAAUUCUUUACUAGGUCAUAACUAUUGAUACUCAAGGUAUACAGUCAAAGCAUAUUUUAAUUGUAUGGAUAGUCAAUUAAUACAUCUGCCAAUAAAGUGAGUUUUAACUAUUGCA